Molecule: messenger RNA, 1725 nt
Organism: Acanthisitta chloris (rifleman)
Lineage: Eukaryota; Metazoa; Chordata; Aves; Passeriformes; Acanthisittidae
Gene: TMOD3
Product: tropomodulin 3 (ubiquitous)
Exons: 9
Coding region: 64-1119 (351 amino acids)
Biological process (GO): myofibril assembly; muscle contraction; pointed-end actin filament capping
Cellular component (GO): myofibril; striated muscle thin filament
Molecular function (GO): tropomyosin binding
Source: RefSeq, a predicted model, not a curated record
GAUCUGGUUAAGAAUUAAGACUUGGAUUUUGAAGCAUUUGGGCAACUUGCUACUGCUCAAGUCAUGACACUCCCAUUUCGAAAGGACUUGGACAAGUACAAAGAUCUUGAUGAAGAUGAAAUUCUUGGCAAACUUUCGGAAGAAGAAUUGAAACAACUGGAAACUGUUUUGGAUGAUCUUGACCCUGAGAAUGCUCUACUGCCUGCAGGCUUCCGGCAGAAGGACCAGACUGCAAAAAAGGCUUCAGGUCCCUUCGACAGGGAGCGGCUCCUUGCAUAUUUGGAGAAGCAGGCGCUCGAGCACAAGGACAGGGAAGACUAUGUGCCUUUUACCAGAGAAAAGAAAGGGAAAAUAUUUAUGCCCAAGCAAAAGCCUGUACAGUCUUAUGCAGAAGAAAAAUUCUCUCUUGAUCCAGAACUGGAGGAAGCCUUGACCAGUGCCACAGACACAGAAUUAGGUGACCUUGCAGCUAUUCUGGGAAUGUCCAACUUGAUAACAAACAGUCAGUUCUGUGAUGUAGUAGGAAGCAGUAAUGGGGUUGACAAAGACAGCUUCUCAAAUAUAGUAAAAGGUGAAAAAAUGCUGCCUGUUUUUGAUGAACCACCAAAUCCCACAAAUGUGGAGGAGACCCUGCAGAGGAUUAAAGAUAAUGAUUCUCGUCUUGUUGAAGUUAAUCUAAAUAACAUUAAGAACAUACCAAUUCCAACGCUGAAAGAAUUUGCAAAAGCCUUAGAAACCAACACACAUGUGAAGAAUUUUAGCCUGGCAGCCACCCGAAGCAAUGAUCCUGUUGCUGUUGCUCUUGCAGAUAUGCUGAGAGCAAACACAAAAUUAAAAAGUUUAAACAUCGAAUCAAACUUCAUCACUGGAGUUGGAAUUCUGGCACUGGUUGAUGCACUGAAAGACAAUGAAACGCUGACAGAGAUCAAAAUUGAUAAUCAGAGGCAGCAGCUGGGCACGGCUGCAGAAGUAGAAAUUGCCAAGAUGCUUGAAGAAAACACCAAGAUCCUCAAAUUUGGAUACCAUUUCACACAACAGGGACCUCGAGCCAGGGCAGCUGCAGCUAUCACAAAAAAUAAUGAUUUGGUUCGCAAGAGAAGGGUUGAAGGAGACAACUAGCAAUAUUGUUGUCAAGACUGUGUGGAGUCAUCACGGUCAUCACCGUGGGCUUGGGCAAUCUUGGACUACACUGACCUGGGUUAGAAGGGAAAAGACUGGAAACCCCAUUCCUUUUAAAGCAAAGCUAUAUAAUCUGCUGGUGUGCAUCAUGUUUUCCAUGGAGACACAGUAACUGCACCAGUCUCUGUACUAUAGGUUUUGAUUGGGUUUUUUUUUUAAGAACUGUUUUGUAUCUCAAGAUUUUGGCUGUGCUUUCUACUAAAUAUGUAAUGGCAAGUCAAUGGCAUAUUUGUUUGUAGUCAAAGAAUGGGACUUUUAACAUCAUUGGGCAGAUAAUGACCCAAUUGAAAUGUUUGUUAGAAAAUCUGGGGGUGCUUAUUUACAUGGAGGGAUGUGUAUAUUCCUGAAAACAAUGCGUUAGUGAUAAGGGAUUCUUCACCCAACAGCUGGGCUCGCUGUGUAGAGCUGUUCAGCUUCAUUCAUAUGCACUGAAGAGAAAUCUUUCACAGCAAUGUUACUUGUAAUCCUACUGUGUUACUUUUGAUUGGUUCCUGAUACUGUGAUCAAGUUUUAAGAGAUCCCUUUAAGCCAAAGAAAAAUACAUUG